AUGCCCGCCGCCGCCGCCGCCGCCGCCCCGGGCCUCCAGCCCUUGACCCUCCUAGCAGGCUUCACAUACUACUCCCUCCUCGGAACUUACCUCGACACAGCCCUCCUCCUCCUCUUCACAACCUACCGCAACAUCCACCUCCUCGCCGCUCUCCUCUCCCCUUACAUCACCCCACACUCCCUCCGCAACCAGCUCCUCCUCCUCCCUGGCUUCCUCCUGGGCUUCAUCUUCCUGCAGACAUGUCGCUUCCUCCUAGGCCUGAACACCACCACAGAAACAGGGACGACGACAAGAUGGACAAGGACGGCCGUGAAACCGCUCUUGAUCCCCUGCACCACGACACACAGGCGGACGUUCCCCGAGAAACACGCCUUUGUGUACUCGUACCUCGUCGUCGGCAUCCCCGUCGGGUGGAAGGGCAACUACGCCGGCAUGGUCUCGUGCGACGUCGACAAAGCAGGCUGGUGGCUAUCGUGGUUCUCGCUGGCGCCGCGGACGGCGGGGAGGGCAUGGUUUCACGUGGAUCCGGCGGAUUAUCUCGAGCGAGGGAAUGGGCAUCUCGGGUUGAGGGGGAAGCUUGAUGCGUAUCUCACGUCACAGGGCGCGGAUCCAGCGCAGUAUCCCAACGCAUACCUCGUCACCGCCGCCCGGUUCCUGGGAUACCACUUCAACCCCGUGUCCUUUUGGUACCUCUACUCCAGAGACAGGGAGCUGACGGCCAUGGUGCUCGAGGUGAACAACACCUUUGACGAGCGGAGGAUGUACUUUCUCACCACGGACGCCGUACCCCUCAGCCAGCGUCUCGAUGACGAGAAAGGCACCGCAGAGCCAGUCUCACGAGAAGCAGAUGCAGAAUCCCCUGCUGGCGCCGCCAAAAAGACGCAGCAGCAGCAGGUCAGGAUGACAAAAACCUGGCCAAAAGACUUCCACGUCUCCCCCUUCAACUCCCGCAAGGGAUCCUACGCCCUCUCCGCAACAGACUUCUUCCCACCACCAUCCAGCGGCGCCGGCGCGGGCACCGGCGUAGCAGGGACCGACUACGCCUACACCCUCGACAGCACAAUCACCCUCUCCUCCUCCAAAAACCACCCCAAAAUCGUCGCCCGCCUCUUCAACUCGGCCCCCGCCAUCGACCCAGGCACAAUGACCUUCCUCCCCAAACUCAUCUUCCUCUGCCGCUGGUGGUGGGUAGGCUUCGUCACCUUCCCCCGCAUCGUCAAAGAAGCCGCCGUCUUAUCCCUCCGCAAGGGCCUGCACGUCUGGUUCCGCCCGGAGCCCCUGAAGGAGAGCAUCGGACGGAAAGCAGACGCGACGGAGAGCCGGCUCGAGCCCGUUUUCCGGGCGUACCUCCGUCACCUGGUCGCGCAGUCCACGGCCGCCAUCGCCGUCACGUACAUCCCCGCGGGAAUCUCUACCACCGGAGGAGGUGCAGGAGAAGGAGGAGGAGGAGGCACCACCGAGACGAUGCUCUCGCCUGCCGCCAGAAAGAACCCGAAACGCGCAGAGCACCUCGACAUCAAGAUCCUCACCCCCGUCUUCUACACCCGCUUCGUGCGCUACGCCCACGACCUCGAGGCCAUAUGCUGCGAAUUCCAAGACAACGGCACGCUCUGGAUCUCGCACCCAGAAGUCCUCCCAAAACUCAUCCUCAAGAAACCCGCGCCGCCCCUAAAGACGACAAACGUCCUAGACUACAUCUACUUCAGAGCCAUCCGCGCCCUGCGGCAGAGGCCCGACCGCAUCGAGCGGCCGCUGACCUCGGCCUCGAAGAAUCCCGAGACCGGCAAGGACGGACGACGAGGGGACGGCGCCGGCGUACAAAAAGUCGAUAUCCGCGACUUCCACAUCUCCUCCAUGGACGGCUUCGUCCUCGGGCAGACGGACAGGCAGACGCGGAGCGCUUACAGGUCGCUCGUGCUACGGUCAUUCCUCGCCGACCGCCUGGCGCUGGGGAGCGUGGAGCUCCUGGAUUUGCAGCACAUGAUCCUGCGCGCGGGCGUCGCUUGGGUCUUGUCGUCGACCGUAGCUCCGCUCGUGAGGUUGUGA
This is a messenger RNA of Colletotrichum phormii, 2046 nucleotides long. RefSeq lists its product as uncharacterized. The record is from RefSeq and is a predicted model, not a curated record. The transcript has 2 exons. NCBI's taxonomy places the organism in Eukaryota, Fungi, Ascomycota, Sordariomycetes, Glomerellales, Glomerellaceae. Bases 1 to 2046 code for a protein of 681 amino acids.